Messenger RNA from Myzus persicae (green peach aphid), 848 nucleotides. RefSeq names its product E3 ubiquitin-protein ligase RNF181-like. The transcript has 4 exons. Lineage: Eukaryota; Metazoa; Arthropoda; Insecta; Hemiptera; Aphididae. The record is from RefSeq and is a predicted model, not a curated record. The coding region runs from base 193 to 642 and encodes 149 amino acids. Gene Ontology annotation, molecular function: ubiquitin protein ligase activity; zinc ion binding. Gene Ontology annotation, cellular component: cytoplasm. Gene Ontology annotation, biological process: protein ubiquitination.
AGCCAAAAGAGGUUAAUCGUAAUUCGACUAAUUCGUAUCAUUGACUAUUGAGUCACUCCCAAUCACUACUUAUUAUUUAUUUAUUUUAAUUGAAACAAAAAAUUCAUAACUGCGUAACUCCUUUUACUAUAACACCUAUUUUUGGCAUAUAUAAUAUCAUAAAAAUUUGAAACUUCUUCAAUAACUCAAGUUAUGGCAAGCUAUUUUGAUGAACUCCACGUUGAAGAAGAUGAAAUUCCUACCGUUCGUAUAGAACGCUUAACGAGAGAAACAUUUAGAAUGCUGUUCGACCACGAUCCAGCACGAUACGGUGACAUUAUCAAUUUUCAAAACACACCUCCUGCAUCAAAAUCAGAAAUAGAAAAACUAAAAGCACCUUCAUUUGAGGAGCUAAUAGAUGAACAAUGUCGAAUCUGUUUAUGUCAAUAUCAACCGAAUGAUGAAGCACUAAAUAUGCCAUGCAAUCAUAUAUUUCACGAAAACUGUUUAAAAACUUGGCUAGAAAAAAGUAAUUUUUGUCCGCUUUGUAAGUUUGAAUUGAAGACUGAUAAUGAAAUGUAUGAAUUGUACAAGCAAGAGUUGAAAAAUCGACAAUCAAGAGAAGAUAACAUUGCCCAACUUCACGAUUCUAUGUUCUCAUAAAAAUUAUAAAAUACAAACAAUAACCAUUCAUAGUGUGAACAACAUAAGUACUUACUUUACUUAUUACAGUUAAUACAAACAUCUUACAUUAGUUAGGUGGUUAAAAAUUGGGAUUUUGUGACUUUUAUAGGGACAUUAAAAUUUAAAAUGUUUUUCAUUUACUAUUAUAAGCUUAAUAUUACAAUAUUCCAGAUUAUCAUAAGUUA